CACAUGGGCUCGUUCAUGGUUAGAGCUGGGGAGGACAUUUGUCUUGGAGAGACCUGGGGGUCUAAACUUGUUUUUCCACCUAAAGUGACCAGCUGGAGUCUUCCAUCUAUAGGCUUAAUGGAGGCAUAAAACACUACCACAGACUGGUGAAGUGCUGCUAUCUUCCUGAGUACAAAGGAUAAGCAGUAUGAUCCAGUGGCCAAGUUCAUAACAGAUAUGAACGUAGCCUAUCCUGCACCCACCACCCUGAGCAGAGGCCAGUGGUCUACCAAGGUGGAGUUUCUCUUGGCUGUGGCAGGGCAGAUCAUAGGCCUGGGGAAUGUGUGGAGAUUUCCAUACUUGUGCUACAAAAAUGGAGGGGGGGUGUUCUUCAUCCCCUACGUACUGUUCCUUUUUACCUGUGGAAUCCCCCUGUUUCUCUUGGAGACGUCUCUGGGCCAGUACACUACACAGGGAAGUAUUACCUGCUGGAAGAAAAUUUGCCCCCUGUUUGAAGGGAUGGGUUAUGGCAGUCAGGUGGUUGUUUUAUACUCUAGUAUCUAUUACAUCAUCAUUUUGGCCUGGGCAUUCUUCUACCUCUUCUCUUCAUUUAACUCCGAGCUUCCCUGGGCAAGCUGUGGAAACAGUUGGAACACAGAGACCUGUGUGGAGUUUGAUCACACGCCUGACAACAUGAACUGGACCGUAGCAGAGAAUGCGACAUCACCAGUGAGGGAGUUCUGGGAGAGACGAGUUUUGAAUGUAACAGGAAGUGUCCAUGAGUUGGGCAACAUACGAUGGGAACUGGCUCUCUGUCUCCUGCUGUCUUGGGUCAUAUGCUACUUCUGCGUCUGGAAAGGAGUAAAGUCCACAGGAAAGGUGGUUUACUUCACCGCCACGUUUCCAUAUGUGAUGCUGUUGGUGUUGCUUAUACGUGGUCUCACGUUGCCCGGGGCCAUAGAGGGAAUCAAGUUUUACCUUUACCCUGACCCUUCCCGCCUCGCUGAUCCCCAGGUGUGGAUGGAUGCCGGGACACAAAUUUUCUAUUCCUAUGCCAUUUGUAUCGGGUGUCUAACUGCACUUGGCAGUUACAACAAGUACAACAAUAACUGUUACAAGGAUUGUGUGUACUUAUGCCUUCUGAAUAGCGGGACCAGUUUCGUAGCAGGCUUUGCCAUCUUCUCUGCACUUGGUUUCAUGGCGUAUGAGCAGAACACAGACAUAUCAAAAGUGGCCGAGUCAGGUCCUGGCUUGGCGUUCAUUGCUUACCCUCGUGCGGUGGCCAUGAUGCCGUUUCCACAGCUAUGGGCUGUAUUCUUCUUCAUUAUGAUCAUCUUACUUGGCCUGGACAGUGAGUUUGUAGGUCUGGAGGCACUUGUGACAGCAAUAUCAGACAUGAAUCCUUCAUUCUUUCACUAUGGCCACCGACGUAAGCUUCUUCUGCUCGCCAUUAGUGUGUGCAGUUUCUUCAUUGGCCUUGUGAUGGUUACAGAAGGUGGAUUGUACAUUUUCCAGUUGUUUGAUUACUAUGCCUGCAGUGGAAUGACUCUUCUCCUCUUUGCCAUACUGCAGUCUGUGGCUAUUGGAUGGGUUUAUGGCGCCGACCGAUUUUAUGACAACAUAGAAGACAUGAUUGGGUAUCAACCUUUGCCCCUGAUUAAAUAUUGUCUGAAAUUUGUCACUCCAGUAAUCUGCCUGGGAACUUUUAUUUUCUCCUUGAUCAAAUACAGUCCUCUUAAGUUCAACAAUACCAUUGCAUAUCCAUGGUGGGGCUAUGCCCUUGGCUGGUGGUUCACUCUGUCUUCCACACUCAUGGUUCCUCUCUGGAUGUUGUACAAUUUGAGCAUCACUCCCGGUACACUGAGACAGAGGAUCUCCAUCCUGUGCACUCCAGCAGAUGAUCUUCCUUUGACCAAAGCACAAAAGAACGCUCUUGAGCAGCUUGAUAUGACCAGACCCUACAACAGUAUGAUGUACCAGCAAGAAAUGACAGCCUGGAAAAGCCCCAUAGAAGCUGUCCCAGUUUAAUCAAUUUCCUAUCUACAUGUGAUGCAUAAGGAAGGACUUAACUCAAGACACACCCAUAUUUCUGUCAAAGGCUUCAAGUAUGGAUUCAUCAUCAUCAUUUCACUACAUUAUGAGUAAUAAACAUCAGGAAACUGUUGCCAGACUUACAAAGGAGCACUGAAGAAUUGAGAGUGUCCUCAGAAAACUUUGGCAAACAGGAGAAUUAGCUUGCUCAACUUCACACAGGUGCCAAGCCAUAAAACUUAAAAAAAAAAAAAAACAGUCAGCACUCACACAAUCCAGCAUGCAUUUUUUUUUCACAACAGCAGACAAAAUAUAUGUGUUUUUCAACCUUCCUCAGCAUUUCAGAGAAACACAACCAUUUCAUAAGAAUACCGUUAGGUAAAAAAGAUGAUGGACCUUCAUGGAUUUAUAGGAACUGAGGCCGUUAGGGAACUGUAGACGAGCCAUGAAGAAGAAACUUCUCCAGAGAGAAGCCUCACUUAUAAAAUGAGUAUCCCAAGCACUUGAAUAAAGAAUUGAUAUUAUCUUGUUUUUUUAUAGAAACAGAUUGCAUUUAUUUAUGUGCAGUUGUCAUAUUGAUGGGUGUUUUGUGUAAUGGUAUGUUUUGUGCAUAUGCAUCAACAUGUUGGUGGUAUUGUAAUUUUUGGGGAUUAAUUAAUCGUUUAGUCAUUCUAAACAAAAGACAGUUAUUUUUUAAAAUGAUAUGCUUCCUGUCGUUUGUAUGGAGGUUACAGAACUGUACAUGUUGAAUGUUAUAACAGAUGAUAGGUUCUGUUAAAUUAUGCCCUGUAUGUCCAUUAUGUGCCUGCUACAAAAACAUUAUUUUUUCUCUUGCAUUUUUCCAUUAUCCGUAGCUAAUUGAUAAUUACUGGUCUGUCCCUGGUUGCUGAUGAAUAGCGGUUAGACACACACACACACACACACACACACACACACACACACACACAUUUUUUCAGAAACCUGCCUGCUGCUGUGUAAAUUUUAAAAAAGUCAUAUACUCAAUUGUGUAAGUGCUGACAGUUUUUACAGUUAUAGUCUGACAAAUCCUUCAUGUUUUGUUUUCACUUUUUUUCCCGCCAGGACAUAAUUGUUGGGAGUAAAGUGACAUGAAUUAAUAGGCCAAACACUCGUGAAACCAUAUGAAGAAGUCUGAUUCAGCACUUAUUGCACUGCUAAAUGAGUCAAUCAAAGUGAGUGAUGGUAUAAUUGCUUUUGGAAUCAUAACUGAGUUGAAAAUCAGAAUCAGAGAGAGGAAAGAUGGGAGGGUGACAUGCAGUAAAGGUCCCAGGUCAGACUCAAGCGUAGCACAUUGUAGAUGCAGAGCCAAUGCACCUUAGCCGCCUGUGCCUCCAAGCACCAACAAAGUGUUUUUGACCUCUGUUGAAUGACACAGUAAAAUUGUGUACUUGCCAUUGCCCACACAGAGUUUGGAAGCUGGGCACCUUGCAGACACAGACUCUGAAGUUUGUGUUACGCGUAAGAUUCAGAAAUCAACAUUAAUGUGAAGUGAAGUUUUGAUUAUGGAAACAUAAGAUGCAAAGGGUGGUAUACCUGUUGGUUCUAUCAGCAAUGAUCAUGGAAACUCCAUUUUUUACGGUAAACCUGGCUAAAAGUGGCAACUUAAUAUAUUUAAUGAUUAUAGUUUUGAUACAGAAUUAGCAUUCUAUCUUACUCAUUUAUCAGGUCCUAGAUAGAAUUGCCAGCUGUGAUUUAUAUCGGUGUUUUAUGUGUGAUUUUGAAAUAAAAAAAGGUUAACUGAA
Myripristis murdjan (pinecone soldierfish) is the source of this 3770-nucleotide messenger RNA. Its product is annotated as sodium- and chloride-dependent GABA transporter 2-like. Lineage: Eukaryota; Metazoa; Chordata; Actinopteri; Holocentriformes; Holocentridae. The transcript has 15 exons. Gene Ontology annotation, biological process: sodium ion transmembrane transport; amino acid transport; nitrogen compound transport. The record is from RefSeq and is a predicted model, not a curated record. Gene Ontology annotation, cellular component: cell projection; plasma membrane. The coding region runs from base 217 to 2007 and encodes 596 amino acids. Gene Ontology annotation, molecular function: gamma-aminobutyric acid:sodium:chloride symporter activity.